This is a messenger RNA of Anopheles coustani, 2541 nucleotides long. It is a transcript of the gene Mcm7, whose product is annotated as DNA replication licensing factor Mcm7. Bases 109 to 2262 code for a protein of 717 amino acids. Gene Ontology annotation, biological process: double-strand break repair via break-induced replication; DNA replication initiation; DNA replication. Gene Ontology annotation, cellular component: nucleus; MCM complex. Gene Ontology annotation, molecular function: single-stranded DNA binding; ATP hydrolysis activity; single-stranded DNA helicase activity. Lineage: Eukaryota; Metazoa; Arthropoda; Insecta; Diptera; Culicidae. The transcript is spliced from 3 exons. The record is from RefSeq and is a predicted model, not a curated record.
GGAAAUUGGCAUCGCUUCUCUUGCUUCUUGUUAUUUUGAGCGUAAUCUAAAGAGUUUCUACGUUUAGUUCCGUUUUUGUGUUACAAUUUAUUGUCUUUCUGUAUAAAAAUGCAACGGGAUUACGCUGCUGAUAAAGAAACUAUCAAGUCCUUUCUGGCGGAGUUUUACCGUGAGGAAGACGAUGGUAAGAAAAACUUUGUGUACGCGCGGCAGAUAACGAAAAUCGCGCACCGAGAACAGAUUCAACUGACGAUCGAUCUGGACGAUCUCGUCAGCUUCCGGGAUGAGCUGGCCGAAGCGGUGCAGGCGAACGCGCGUCGCUACGUGAAAAUGUUCUCGGAUGCCAUCUUUGAGCUUCUCCCGUCGUAUAAAGAGCGCGACCCGGUGUGCAAGGAUACGCUGGACAUCUUCAUCGAGCAUCGGUUGAUGAUGCAGGGCCGGCUGCACAAUCCCAAUGACGCGCGGGACGCACGUAACGCCAUCCCGAUGGAGCUGGUGAAGCGGUACGAUGUGUACUUCAAGGCACCGAGCGUUUCGAAGGCGGUGUCCAUUCGCGAUGUGAAGGCGGAACACAUCGGCAAGCUGGUGACGGUGCGUGGCAUCGUGACGCGCUGCACCGAAGUGAAACCGAUGAUGACCGUGGCGACCUACACGUGCGAUCGCUGUGGCUCGGAGACGUACCAGCCCGUGGCUGCGAUGAGCUUCAAGCCAACGGUUGACUGCCCAUCGGAGGACUGUCGGGUUAAUAGGGCUGGCGGUCGGCUGUACCUGCAGACGCGCGGCUCCAAGUUCGUCAAGUUCCAGGAGGUUAAAAUCCAGGAGCACAGCGAUCAGGUCCCGGUGGGACACAUUCCGCGUACGCUGACGAUCAUGUGUCGCGGUGAAACGACCCGUCAAGCCCAACCGGGCGAUCAUGUGGUAAUUACGGGUGUUUUUCUACCAAUCCAAAAGACGGGCUUCCGAGCCGUCGUUUCUGGGUUGUUGAGUGAGACGUUUGUCGACGCACAUCGUAUCAUUUGCCUGAACAAAUCGGACGAUGGCGAGCUAAGCAACGAAUUGACGCAAGAAGAGCUAGAUGAGUUGGCGAAGGACGAUUUCUAUACGCGCAUUGCGAGCAGCCUUGCGCCGGAAAUUUAUGGUCACUUGGAUGUGAAGAAAGCGUUGCUUCUUUUGCUUGUUGGCGGUGUCGACAAGAGCCCGGAUGGUAUGAAGAUUCGUGGCAAUAUUAACAUCUGCCUCAUGGGUGAUCCGGGUGUAGCUAAAUCGCAGCUACUCGGGUACAUCGAUCGCCUUGCCGUACGCAGCCAGUACACCACUGGACGUGGUUCUUCCGGCGUCGGACUUACGGCGGCUGUCAUGAAGGAUCCGCUUACCGGGGAAAUGGUCCUCGAAGGUGGUGCCCUCGUACUAGCCGAUCAGGGUGUCUGCUGCAUCGAUGAGUUUGAUAAGAUGGCCGAUGCCGAUCGUGUUUCGAUCCAUGAAGUAAUGGAGCAGCAGACCAUUUCCAUUGCUAAGGCCGGCAUCAUGACGUGCCUGAAUGCACGCGUCUCGAUCCUUGCCGCCGCCAAUCCGGCCUACGGUCGGUACAACCCACGGCGCACGAUCGAACAGAACAUUCAGCUACCGGCGGCACUGCUGUCGCGUUUCGAUCUGCUCUGGCUCAUCCAGGACAAACCGGACCGUGACAACGAUCUGCGACUGGCUCAACACAUUACGUACGUGCACAGUCACGGCAAGCAGCCAGCAACACGCAUCAAAACGCUCGACAUGACGCUCAUCCGUCGGUACAUUGCGCUCUGCAAGCGCAAAAUGCCCGUCAUCACACCGGAACUGUCGGACUACAUCGUGAAUGCGUACGUUGAGUUGCGCCGAGAGGCACGGAACAGUCGCGAUAUGACGUUCACGUCGGCGCGUAAUCUGCUCGGAAUCUUGCGCCUUUCGACUGCGCUGGCCCGGCUUCGGUUGGCCGACACGGUGCACAAGGAUGACGUCCAAGAGGCACUUCGUUUGCUUGAAAUGUCAAAGGAUUCGUUGAACCAGACGGAGCAACGCGUAACACACGUACAAAACACAUCUGACAAAAUCUUUGCCCUCGUCCGGGAGCUGGCUGGUGAAAAUAAGACGGUCAAGAUGGCCGACAUUAUGGAACGGUGCACCACCAAGGGCUACAAGCCGGACGAAGUGGACUCGUGCAUCGAAGAGUACGAGGAGCUGAACGUGUGGCAGGUCAACCAAACGCGGACGAAAAUAACCUUCAUCUAAACUCGGCACCUUUUUUCAUUUUACAUUCAUUUCCAUUUCUUACUUCACUCGACUGUUGUUUUUAAAUCUCUAAAAGUAAUUCAGGUAUUGUUCAGUGGAACGGUAGUAUCGACAGUCGCCUGGAGGGUAGCUUGUAGAUCAUGUUUUAUUAAAGUAAUGUGUGUGAAUUAAGAGUUUAGUACCAAUUUAGGUGACUAAGAACGUUCAAACAAGUAUAUUUCAUUCUUUAUUAGUUGUGAGUUGUUAAUGGUAAAAUAAAUAAGAGAUCAUGACAAACAA